Molecule: messenger RNA, 3256 nt
Organism: Schistocerca americana (American grasshopper)
Lineage: Eukaryota; Metazoa; Arthropoda; Insecta; Orthoptera; Acrididae
Product: endochitinase A-like
Exons: 6
Coding region: 399-2234 (611 amino acids)
Source: RefSeq, a predicted model, not a curated record
CAUUCAUCGCGCACGCGUCAUGCGGUGAACAGCGUAGUCAAAGUGCCUACAGCACCCGCGGACCAGGGCAAGUCUACACGACGAAACGAGCCGAAUCGACCGCCGAUACGUGGUGACAGUGAAGUAUCCGAACUGUGUGUACAUCACGGUUUACUAGGGUGUGACUGCUCUGUUUAGGUUUUUUUUUUUUUUUUCUUCUUCUUUUCUUGGAGACUCAUAGUGAAGUUGACCUAGGAAGAAGAAACGGCGCGAGGAUUACGUCCAGAACCGGAAGCAGAUUAGCGGCGGUGUCCGAGGCGGCGAGAGAUGCGAAGGCCGCCGCCCUAGCCUCUGCCACGGCCGCCCACGCCCGUAAGACCGACAGUGGCUGUGGCGCCGCCUCCGCCGCCCCCGCCGGCAUGUGGCAGUGCGAGGGCUGGCUGCUGGGCCGGCGGCCGCUCAGCGGCGGGCCCGUCGACGCGGCGUCGCUAGCGCGCCUGGUGCGCUCGCUGGGCCCCGCCGCCCCGCGGCCGCAGCGCCGCCCCCCGACGCUGCUGCGCUGCCGCGACGACCGCCUGGAGCUGGCGGCGCGGCACGACGACGAGGGCUUCGAGUCGGACGACGACUCGCGCUCGCUCGCCUCCGACGAUACGGCCGUCAGCAACUCGUCCUCCUGCUGCUUCGUCGACGACCACGUGUACCGGCGCGGCGCCGCGGGAGCUGGGGUGGGCAAGCCUGGCGGCGUCCCUCCGCCCCCGCGGCCCGUGCCGCCCCCGGGGGUGGCGGGCCCGCUCGCCUCCACGUCCUCCACGACGUCGGACAGCGCCAACAGCAGCGGCGCCUCCGACACGGACGAGGCGGACCACCAGCCCGCGGCCGCCGGCUCGGUGGCGGCGCUGGUGCAGUCGCUGUCGCUCUACCAGCGCGUCGUCAAGACGCCCGGCGCCGUCCCCGCCGCCUCCGCCGCCGCCGCCCACGAGCCGGAGAUCAUCCCCGUAGCGGACGUGGCCUUCUGCCACACGGACCCCGCGCUGCCGCGCGUCGCCGUCUGGGUGGUGCGGCGCCGUCGCUCGGCCUGGGCAGCCGCCACGUCCGACGACGCCGCCUCCCAGGCACCGGCGGGGCUCGAGGCCAUCGUCUUCGAGACCAACAACGAGCGGGCUCUGCGGAAGCUCUGCAACCAUUUCCAGGAUGUGAGCAGAAGACUGAAGCUGGACCAGUACCGGCACCCGCACCGGCGGAAAGAGGGCGCCGCGGCGCCGGGCCGGCCGCCGGCCUACUCGUCGCUGGCGCAGCCGUCGCCCUCGCCCUCCUCUUCGUACUCAUCGUCCCCGUCUCCCUCGCCGGUGGGCAAGCAGGCGGCCGUCUCCCUGUCCUCCGCCAUCUCCAGCAGCAGCAGUGUCAGCACCAGCAGCGGGGGCAGCGCCAAGUCCCAGCAGAGGGUGGAGCCGGCCAGAGUCUCCCCUCACCAGCAGCAGCAGGUCUUCAAGCGGCUCGAGGCGCCCGCCGUGGUCGCCAGGUUCAACCUGCUGCAGAGGACCGACGGCGAUGGAGUCACGCACCUAGAGGUGGCCAGGGACACGCCGCUGCAGGAGUCGCAGCCGGCCCCCGGCCGCGGCGGCCCGUCGACGGCCAGCGGUCCGUCCAGCAUCAUCAGCCUGAGCACGCCGGAAGCGCCUGCGCCGCCCCCCGCCGCCCCCGCCGCCUCCGGCAAACAACGGCCCAUCCUGGUGUUGGGCCCGCGCUCCGACCAGCUGGAGGCGGCAGAGUUGCGCAAAGUGUGGAGCCCCCGGCCGCCACCCAGCCCCCCGCCGCCCCCGCAGCGGCCCGAGCGCCGCCGCUUCGCGCGCAAGAGCCACAAGGCGCCCGCGCCGCCCGUCCUGCGCGGGCAGCUGGUGUCUCCCAGCAGCGCGUGGCCGCAGUACACCGUGGUGCGCGGCACCGCCAGCAGCCGCUACGCCGAGGCGGCCAGGUUCCUGGGCGGCCUGUCGCAGCGGCUGCGCGACGCCGUGGGGGGCGGCGGGGGCGGCGGCCACCCCCAGCACCACCUCCAGCAGCAGCAAUGCUCGCUGUACGGCACGGCGGCGCGCAGGCGCAGCACGCCCGACGUCUUCCGGUCGGCGGAGAACUUGUUGGCCGGCGCCGGCGGACACCGCCUCAAGUCCGUCAUCAAGAAGGCGCGCCGCCCCGACUGCCGCGCCGAGCCCAAGAAGGUCACCUUCAGCGCCUACGCCACCGUCCAAGUCGUCGACUGAGCCCCCCGCUCCUUCGCCACCGCCGAGAAAGUGCGCCGCGACGCGAAAUGCAAAAACGAGAUGCGGCGUUCCGCGCUGUUUACUGAGCUGCCAGGGGGUAAAAAUUAAUGCUGAUGAAUUUUCCCGUCCUUGCGUGAGGAUACAAUCUUAUAUAUAGUCAUGAUCACAAAAUUUGCCCAUCGUAAAGGCUGGCGCAGUAGAGCUCUGUCGAAGAACGGAAGACAAACGUAAAUCAAGACGCACCAGUGCUCAAAUGUCUCAUUUAUUUAAUUUCCAAAACAAUGUGUUUCAGCAACACACGACAUCACUAUCAAGUACUAGAAAAACGUGAGGUAAAGUGGCCAUUCUAAAGAAGUGUGUUACAGCAUACCACGUAUUUUUAAGUGAAAAAGGAAGAAAUAUAUAUAUAGGAAUCAUAUCCAUUUUUGUGAAGGCUUACAUAGUGUCCAUUUUCCCCUACCGAAGCAGAUAAUGUGCCAUUGCAACAGGAUGCCAAGCCAUUGUUCUGAAUUCUGGUCGUAUUUCCUAGGCAAUUUGAUGCCCUAAUAUCAGAAAUAAUACCAAGCACCUGCAGCAGACCGUUUCCAGUCGUGUUUAUAUUACGCUAAAUAUAAGAGAACAGAGGUGGUCUUAAUUAUUAUACAUUAAUUAACUCAAAAUCCCUUAGAGGGAUCGAAUGAUGGAUGACAGCUUUGUCUAUAAAAGAGUAUAAAACUCAAUCUCAUCUGUAGUAUUGUUUUUGAUAUGUGAAAGUAACUGUUAUUGGAGUAGAAACCUUGACCACUCUUUCCAAGUACCGUGGUCACUUUCCCCCAUCAGUCACCUUGUCAGCAUUAGUUGUUCAUAGAGCAAACCAUCACACUCAAAGAAGCAACAAAGAACUUCAUUUGUAGCCUAAAACGCAUUGUUUAAACACUCAUAUCGUAAAAAUAUAUUAUUCAGCAUAUAUAUGAGAUAACAAGAACAAUACAAAUGACUUACCUUGCAUCAGACAACUGAAAAUUAGAAAAAUUUUACGCAAA